Molecule: messenger RNA, 4382 nt
Organism: Tribolium castaneum (red flour beetle)
Lineage: Eukaryota; Metazoa; Arthropoda; Insecta; Coleoptera; Tenebrionidae
Product: zinc finger protein 91
Exons: 8
Coding region: 732-4175 (1147 amino acids)
Biological process (GO): regulation of transcription by RNA polymerase II
Cellular component (GO): nucleus
Molecular function (GO): zinc ion binding; RNA polymerase II cis-regulatory region sequence-specific DNA binding; DNA-binding transcription activator activity, RNA polymerase II-specific
Source: RefSeq, a predicted model, not a curated record
CCAAAACCCUUGAUAUCCUUUUUUUCCGCUCCCGGGGGGGCGUAUUUAUUUACUUUACUUUUGUAGAAUCGGUUUUCAUGUCGGAGCUUCCCGUACUAGAUCAAGGACGUCACUGGGUUUUCAACUGAACUUUUGCAAAAUGGGGAUGCCCAUGAAGUAUUUUGAGUUACGAUGAUAUUUGAUACCGGCUUUUGAAGUAUCAAAGCCCUGACUAACUUCGUUAUUUGCAUUUCAAUCCGGGCUAAAAGUGCUAAAGUCGGCUCAAUUUUGCCGGGAACUGCUCAAAUGACGCGUCCUGGAGGCAGUUCCGGGGCUUGGGGACGGGGGUUGCAUUUCGCAAGAAGUGUUUGAAGGAGUUUCGUGGUGCUGAUGAAUCGAUAAAAACGAGUUUAAUCGGUGCGUAGUCUCGGGAACAAGGGCGGGUCAAGCCCCAUGUGUGCUUUCCUUGGUGCUGGAAGAGGAAUUUUCCUUGGGUGAAGAGUACUGAGUGCGGCGAAAAGGCACACGCUGCUGUUCUUCCCACCAUUGGCAGCUGAGCGACCAGCGUUCCGUUGAAUAUCCCGUCAUGAGUGGGGAGUUGAUAGUCAUGGCGUACCCGUUCCAGGCAGUCAGCGUUCGUAGAAACAUGUCCCCGUUUUAGCAUGUGUGCCGAAUCCGGGGUGAAAAGUUGGUGAAAAUCGCGGGGAAAGGGUCGAGGUCCUGUUUGAGAGUGCGGUUUUGAGGGGAUCACGAUGGCGGACUCGCGGCUGGUUAAUUUCAUUACGUGCUGCAGACUGUGCUUGUCGGACAGUGUGGACGAUCUAAAGUCGGUUUUUGAUGAAAGUGUAGACGAUCGGGGGUUACAGCAGAAGAUUUCGGCCUGUUUGGGAGUGGAGAUAACAUCCGACGAUAAACUCUCCACGAUGGUCUGCCUCCAGUGUAUCGAAAAAAUCAACAAUUGGCAGUCCUACAAACUCACAUGUUGCGAGAAUCAAAACAAACUAGAACAAUGGAUAAACACGUCCAAUCCCGAGCUAUCCCUCUCAGACAUGAACAUCCAAAUCAAGGAAGAACCCAUCGAUAACGACAUCCUCACACCGGAAGUCGUCAUGAACGGCGAGAUCCCCGUCAAAAACGAGCCCAUGGAAGAAGAAUACAACGAACUCCCGCCACCCCUAACCCCCCAAGCCGAUGACAUGAUCGACGUCGAACUCGUCACAAACUCCCCAUCUUCCCUAACCACCGGCACCGAUGAGCCAGGUAACGCAUACGAUCCAAAAAAAUGUAGCUUUUGCGGCAAGUUGUUCAGCUCGUCGGGCAACCGCAAGAAACACGAACGGAAAAUGCAUGGCCCUAGAAAAACCCACUCGGUUACCCAAUCCGACAACGGUUCGUUGAGUCAGGACGAGGAGAGGUCGCAAAGCUCGGUCGAUUCCCAGCCCCCGAGCGAACCGCCACCGAAGGAACCCACAAGCGAGGAGAAAAAAAUCCUGUUUGCUGCAGGUCUUAAACUGCUGCAGCGCAACUCCACCCCGCCCAUAGCCUUCGAAAAUUUGUCGAAAAUUGAAAAUAGCUACAUCGAGAAAUGCAAGGCUAUGGUGACCAUGCACAACACCCUCAAGUGUGCGUGCCACAACGUCACGCAUCCGAACCUGAAGGGGCUGCUGUCCCACUUGCGUUCGCUGCGGAUUUGGUUCCCGGUUUUCACUUGUUACCACUGUAUGAUCACGUUCACGGACAGAUCGACGGGCACAAAGCACUAUCUCCGGUGUCCAAAGUCGAAUUUAGAAACUCUGAUUAAAUUAUCCAAUUUGAAGAAGCGGAGCGAAGUCAAGACGCGACUUUACCAGAACUACAAAUGCACGAUUUGUCGCUUCAUGUACACUUUCCACGAGGAUUUCUGCACUCAUGUUGACGAAGACCACAGCCAUAUCAGCCUACCGUACACUUGCUCCUGCGGGCGCGUGUUCACCUCCCUGGAGGACUACAAGGACCAUGCUUACAUCAGCUGUCUGGUCGAGUUCUACUGUGAUGUUUGUUUUGUUACUGUUAAGACUUUGGACGCGUUCCAAAAACACGCCGCUGAGGUGCAUGACAAUUCGGAGGGUUUUGUUCUACUCCAGGAGGAUAAUUACAAGAGGAGGAAGAGCUCUCCCGGAGCGACGCAGACGAGGCAGAGUGUUAAGCGGGAGCAUACGGACGAGCGUAAUAUUAUUUCGGGGAAGAGGAGGACGUCCUACAAGCCCCCGAUUAUCGACCCUGAGGACGAUGAGGACACUAAGGUACUUAACCCGUUGUUCAAGCACAAGUUGGGAGGGACGGUUUGUCCGAUCUGCAACAAGGAAUACUCGACUAAUAACAACAUGUGGCGGCACUACAAGACCCACGUUCAGGAUAAGAAGGAAGAGGAGUUUGAUGACUCGAUUUAUUGUUGUCCCGACUGUGGCGGGAUGUUCAGUACCGCCGAAUGGGAGAAGCACAAGGGGAUGCACAAGAAGAAAACGUGCAAAGAGUGCGGGAAGAUCUUCCAGUUCCAGUCGGAGCUGGACCAGCACAGGAGCGUCCACCUCAAUUUGAAACUGUACAGAGACUCGAAAACGCAAAACUACAAGAGCACGAUGGCUAGCCCCACCAACGAGCUCAAUAACAUUGUUAUGAUGUGCGAGAUUUGUGAUAGAAUGUUCACCUCGAAGGAGCAGUUGAAAGAACACAAACUGACUCACGAGACCAUGCCCGUGCUGGAAUCGAGCGUGCCCACAAACGGCGAAGAGAACAAAACGAAGAAGUACCGUUGCAAGAUCUGUGAUAAGCAAUAUGCAGGUUAUGGCGGUCUGUGGGACCACAACAGGAAGAAGCAUCCGGACCACAAGUCGCCCCAAAGUCACGAGUUCCCAAAGAAAUGCGAAUACUGCGAUAAGAUUUUCUACACGGGUGGUUCGUACUUCAUGCAUCGACAGAUGCAUGAGCGGAACAACCAGAAGAAAUUGGAAGCGCCGCAGCUCCAACCGGCCACCAAUGACGAGGAGCCGAACGAAGAAGACCCCGAAGAGUCCUACCAUACGUGCAAACGCUGCUUUAAGGUGUUCUCAAACCGGUGCAACCUCAAGAACCAUAUGAAGAGUCACGGCAUUAGCACCAGCCCCAGCACGAAGAGCCCCAAAAAGGGGGCGAAGAAAGUCUGGUGUGACAUUUGCCACUGUGCUUUCGAAAACACAGCAAGCUUGGAGAGACACAAGUCUGAGGACCACGCCGAUGAUGGAAUGCCGGCGCUUUCGGACGACCAAAGCGAAGUCGACUUGAAGACCCCCUUCGUCUUCACGUGCGACGUUUGCGUGCAAACCUUCACCACGAAAAUCGCCCUGAAGAAGCACAAGGAGAAGCACGCACGUGAGGUGCGACCCGUGAUGAAGAACAAACCGCUGGUGUAUUGCAAGUACUGCAAAAUAUCCUUCGCCAAUCCCUUCCAGCUGACCAACCACAUGAACGAGGAGCACAUGGAGGACUGCAAGCCGCCCCCGAAGAAGGAGAAGACCAAGCAGUUCGUGUGCAAGAUCUGCGGCAAGAACUUCACGACGGCCUCCGCCUUGUACGCGCACCAAGGGUGGCACAAGCGCGGCAAAUUCGAGAGUGAGGACAAGCCGGAGUCGCCGGUGCCUCGGAUUAAGGAGGAACCAAAGACAGAGACGCACUUCGAGUGCCGGACGUGCAACGCAGUGCUGCCGAAUGACACGGCGCUGCAGAUACAUAUCCUGGAGAAGCACCGGAAUGUGAACGCGACGGUGCUGCCGGCCAGGUGUACGAUGUGCAACCUGGAUUUCAACUCGCAGGAUGAGUACGACCAGCAUAAGCGGUUCCAUGCCAUGGUUGAGAAGCAACCCAAGGCGAAAACCUGGGCUUGUACGCAGUGCCCGGCCGGGUUCAGUCGGGCGGAUAUGUUGAAGAUGCAUGUUAAGCAGUUUCAUAAGGAGGUGAAGGAGUACCGGUGCCAUCACUGUGACCGGGUGUUCGAAAAGGGGAAUUCGUUGAGUAUUCAUUUGAAGGUGCAUGAGAAGCAGAAGUUGGUGUCAGGGGGGAAGGCGUCUCCGGUGCCGGUUAGUAAGAGCACGAAGGCUUUGUACUCGUGUUCGAUUUGUAAUAAAGGGUUUGAUUUGCCCAAAGAUCUGAGGAUGCACACCAUACAGGCGCAUCCGUUCUGACGUAUAUUGUAUAAGUAGGAUUUUAUAUAAGUUUAUGAUCAGUUGUUGAUUUAAGAUAAUUAUUUUUUGCACUUUAUUUAACUUCAAACUGUUAUUGGUAACGAUUGUUUCUCAUUGUCUGUGCCUAAGAACUGUAAAUAUAUUUAGAUUAAAACAUGAUGUAGGAUGUAGGUAUUUUUUACAAUAAAUAUGUCUGUUUACAAUGGA